This is a messenger RNA of Megachile rotundata (alfalfa leafcutting bee), 1098 nucleotides long. It is a transcript of the gene IFT43, whose product is annotated as intraflagellar transport 43. Gene Ontology annotation, cellular component: intraciliary transport particle A; cilium. Gene Ontology annotation, biological process: intraciliary retrograde transport. The record is from RefSeq and is a predicted model, not a curated record. Lineage: Eukaryota; Metazoa; Arthropoda; Insecta; Hymenoptera; Megachilidae.
GCUUGUUUGCAAAAUUUGGUAAGAACAUGACGAUAUUCCGAAGUUUACCCAUAGAAACAAUAACAGUUCUCUAUUCUUUUCAAGUAUAAAAAAGGCGCGAAAACUGAAACCGGUUUUAAAGAUGUUAUUAACCUGGCGUUUCCUGUUAUGUUUCCUGAAGCGAAGAAGGGGAAUCAGGUGAAUAUGGGGAUCAGUAGUAAGGUAACUAGUUGUUAUGGUUACUCCUAGCAAACACAAGUUUCAUCGAGCGAAUUGCUUCUUAAAAUUCAAUGGAUUGGGCCACAGAGUUAGAAAUAACCUCAAAGAAAAGAUCAAAUUUUCAGCUUUUACCUCGUCUCGGUAGACGAUCGACACAGAGUAACAUACAAGAAGAGUCGAAAUUGGAUGAUGAUCUUUUGGAAAGUCCGCUAUCGCUAUCUUCCGGGAAAUCGCAACCACCUGUAGUACCACCGCGCACCAGAAAAACCGGAUGGGGUGAUGAAUUAAAAAGUGCGAAAACCCGAGGUUCUUCGAAUAUCAUUGAACAAUCAUUUCUUAGGGAACGUUCGCGACCUACGGAAAAGGAUGAAUUGGUUGACGAUAUCCCUAUUAUACCAGAUUUAGAUGAAAUUCAAGAAGACAAUGCUUUAUCUGACAUAAAUGCGCCUACGAUUAAUGUAAAUAGGGUUGCUGCAUACAAAGAACUUGACACGGAUUUGGUAAAAAACGCUGCAUUCACGUCUCUUAACGGUGUCAAUCUUUCCUUGCUCGCGGAGAAAUUGUACAAUGAAAGUCUUGUGAAAGAACCAGACGAAGUAUGGAAUUGGAACCUUUUGUUCACUCAAGUUGCUUCUGAAGUGAACAGUGAAAUGCAGAAAAAAAUUUCUAUAUAAAUGUGUAUAAAUUGUAUUUCUAUGCAAAUAUUAUUGUCUUGAUUUUUUGCAACAAAAAGAAUUGUGUAACGCAUUUUAUCGCUAUGUAAUAUACGUUCGAAUGUAUAUCCGGUUUUCUUGGGGAAAAUGGCGUCCAAAAGGAAGAGAUGUCCACCACUUUCCAUAGGCAUUCGUGCAUUGUAAAUCGGUUUGGAACGUUUCGUAAAUGCUACCAAGUUGAAAAUAU